UGCUCGCGGUUCCGGUGGGCGUCAGUGGACAGCUGAGGGAGGAGGCGGCGGCGGCGAUGGAGUUGUGCGAAAUCUUGUAUAACAAGGCGGAAUAUAUCGAGACGGCCUCUGGUAACAAGGUGAGCAGGCAAUCGGUCCUGUGCGGGAGCCAGAACAUAGUAUUAAAUGGAAAGACGAUCGUUAUGAACGACUGCAUUAUCCGUGGAGACCUGGCGAAUGUGAGAGUUGGACGACAUUGUGUCAUCAAGAGCCGAAGUGUCAUAAGGCCGCCUUUUAAGAAAUUUAGCAAAGGGGUUGCCUUCUUCCCACUGCACAUUGGUGACCAUGUAUUCAUCGAGGAAGACUGUGUGGUAAAUGCAGCCCAGAUUGGAUCUUAUGUUCACAUAGGGAAGAACUGUGUUAUUGGUCGGAGGUGUGUUCUCAAAGAUUGCUGCAAGAUUCUGGAAAACACUGUCCUCCCUCCAGAAACUGUGGUCCCUCCUUUCACAGUCUUCUCUGGCUGCCCAGGCCUUUUUACUGGUGAACUCCCUGAGUGCACACAGGAGCUCAUGACUGAUGUUACAAAAAGCUACUACCAGAAGUUCCUGCCACUUUCUCAGAUUUGAGAUGGGCCUUUCCUCCAAAGCACCAUGAGAAAAGAACCUGUUUUACUGAGGACCUGAAAGUGAACAACUGAACAAAGUUUAGACACUGCCUGGAUAUUCCCACUUGAUGAAGUGGGUCAGGCACAGAGAAAUUUGUGCAUUAUAAGUAGUUGUUUCUUUGGUCUGGAAAAGACUGGCUGCUCCUUCACACUUGAAAUGACAGUGUGUGCAGCCUUCAAUUCAUAACUUAAUUAUUUUAUUGGCUACGUUCAGUGCCACAAAACACUGAGCAUGAUAUAUGCUGUAAUUAUUCCUGAAACUAGUUCUGAGACGUUCAAUCACUAAGCUUCCUGCAUAUUCGAACAAGGUUAAUUGCAUUAAUCCAGUUCUUGUUAGAAAAGAUCUUUUGUUGUGGGUACGUGUAAUCGGUGCUGUUUCUCAGAAAAGUUAUCCUGAGUUUCUUUACUGUUUGUAUUAAGUGGCACCAACCUUUGACUGAUUCUUGACUAACUGUAUAAAUAUCAUCUGUUAAGAUUCAAGCCGUAAGACAGGAUACAGAAAAGGUGGCUGGGGUAACAAGUUGUACUUCUAAUAAGUACGUAAUGCAGAACAAAUCUAGCAGUAAUCACCAUGAAGUGACAUCAUAUAAAUGAAAUUAAAUCAGACAUAUUAUAAAUCAUACACCGUACAGUGAGGCAAGUGGUGAUACUUGGUGCCAAGUGGCCUUUUCAGACAAUUUCUCUUCUCAUCAGCAUCCUAGUCAUUUACUUUUUACACAUUUAUUAAUAUUUUUGCCAAUUAAAAUGGAGCAUGUGUAAUCUCCAUUGAAUAUCUUAGUUAUUUUGCCCUAAAACAUAUAGUGGAUUUUCUUAAGAAUUAAAAAAAGACGUCGUCCAUCGUGUUGGCAUAACUGCAGGCAAAAUGUUAGUUUAUGCAGGUACUGAUCCAAAGAACAUAAUUCGUCACAAUUUUCUAAAAAUGUAUGGAAGAAUAAUCUAUAGAUGAAAACCUCCUGUCCUUUAAUGCAAAAAUGUCACAGUAUUUCCUGCAUGUUUGCUGCAUUCCUGACUACCUAUUUAUACUUCUGAUAAUAUUGUUCAGAAAAACUCUUGGUGGUGACAGGUGAAGUUUAUUUUGUCAUUGAGGACAGUUUUCCAAUUUUUGGACAUUUCAUAACUAUUCAUGACUGAAAACUUAUAGAAGUGCUUCUUGACUAACUUCUUUCAACACUUGUAUGUGGUAUUGAGAACUUAAGUUUAACCAUUUCAUCUUCAAAAUCAGUUUUGUUAUCACUGAUACGUCGUGAACUGUAUUUUGGCAACAGUACAGUGCAAAACAAAUAUAAGUUAUAAUAAAUAGUGUUUUUUUUAAAAAAAA
Messenger RNA from Hypanus sabinus (Atlantic stingray), 1961 nucleotides. It is a transcript of the gene dctn5, whose product is annotated as dynactin 5. The record is from RefSeq and is a predicted model, not a curated record. The transcript has 7 exons. The coding region runs from base 57 to 605 and encodes 182 amino acids. NCBI's taxonomy places the organism in Eukaryota, Metazoa, Chordata, Chondrichthyes, Myliobatiformes, Dasyatidae.